Molecule: messenger RNA, 754 nt
Organism: Clunio marinus
Lineage: Eukaryota; Metazoa; Arthropoda; Insecta; Diptera; Chironomidae
Source: the annotation of a GenBank genome assembly
ACAAGAAAACAUGAGAAAGGAAAAUAAUUUAAAAAUUCAAGAAUGUGACAAAUUAAAUGUUCUAUGCUUGCAUGGAUAUCGACAAAGUGCUGAAUCAUUCAAAUCGAAGACUGGUUCAUUUAGAAAGUUUUGUAAAAAUUACGCAAACUUCACUUACAUCAAUGCACCGCAUUUAGCGAAGCCUUUUAAUGAAGAUGACGAGCCUGUUGAAGAGCAGAGAAGUUGGUGGUUCAAUAAAGAUGAUGGAAGUUUCAAAGGAACGAAUCAAAGUGGACCAGCAAUAGGUUUUGAAGCCAGCUUAAAAGUCGUUGAAGAUGCAUGGGCAUCUGGAGAUUAUCAAGGUCUUAUGGGAUUCUCACAAGGUGCUAGUUUCAUAUCUGUCAUCUGUAGUCUCAGUGAGAGAAGUUUAACAAACAUAAAACCAAAGUUUGUGUUAAUGGCAGCUGGAUUUCUCUCUGGAUCUUUAGUUCACAAGAACUGCUAUGAAAAUCGAAUCUCAAUUCCAUCACUUCACAUUUAUGGUUCAACCGAUGAAAUUAUUCCUCAUGAAAUGAGUUUGCUUCUUGAGGGAGGUUUCGAAUAUCCCAAACGAAUCCAACAUUCUGGUGGUCACUACUUUCCUGCUACCGUCAAUGAGAAGCAACCUUACAUUAAUUUCUUCCAAGAUCAACUUCAGAAAUAUUUAGAAGAUAGAGAAUUGAAAACUGGUGUCACCAUUGAAGAACAAGUGGAGGAAAAUGCUGACGAAAGCUGA